AUGAUUCAGGAGCCAUGGACUCCGAAAAAAGAUAGAAUAGGCGCACUCAAUGCUAUUGGCGAAGUCCUGUCAAAACAACAAGAGGGGAUAGAAACAAGAGCUUGUAUGGCAGUCAGUAAAAGAUUAAAACUAGUGCUUCUGCCACAGUUCAGCAACAGAGACAUGACAACGGCAAUGCUAGAACAGGUCUCGCCGAGCGGGCGGAUAAACAAACUUGUUAUCGCAUCAUGGUACCUACCACACCAUAGACAGAGCCCGAUAGACGGAGUAAUGGAAAAUACAAUAAAUUGGUGCAACCAACAAGGAUUAGAGUAUAUCGCGGGAACAGACGCCAAUGCGUGUAACACAGCAUGGGGCAGUACAAAAACAAACAAGAGGGGUGAAACCCUGCUAGAAUUCCUUGAGUCAAACGAACUAACAUGGGCAAAUGAAGGUCAUAAACCGACGUUUACUACCUGCAUCAGAGAAGAAGUGCUAGACAUCACGAUCGUCUCGGUCGACAAAUUAAUCGACAUAAGCAAAUGGCGGGUAGAUAAAAGAAAGGUUGACUGGAAGAAGUUUAGAGAGGAACUAGCCAAGAACAAAGGGAAUAUACCCAAGGAUUACGGUACAUCGGACCAGCUAGACUUGGCAGCGGACUCACUGAAUGAACUGAUUGGUAACGCGGCUAUGACUGCCUCCAAGGUGAUAAAGGGUGUUGAAAAAAUCAAGGUCCCUUGGUGGAACUCGGAUCUAACCAGACUAAGGGAUAAUUGUCGCAAACUCAAGAGCAGAGCCAGAAGAACAACGAAGAACUGUGACAAAAUCAGAGCACAGAGGGCUGAACGACAGCUAAAAGAUAAGAUCAAAAGAAACAAAAAAGAAUCAUGGAGGAAAUUUUGCGGAAGUCUAAAAACAACAAAGAAUAUUGCAAAACUAACUAAGAUUAUGGAGAGAACCGACAGCAGUAACCUAGGAUUGCUAAAAAAGAACGACGAUACUUUCACCAAGAGCACCAAAGAAACGUUGGAACUACUGCUUCGAACACAUGGUAGUUACAAGAAAAAAGAAGAAGCUAAACAUUCAGGGAGUAAAACUGAACGGCACCCAACUAACUUUAAAGAAGGAGGUAUGAUACCUGGGGAUCACUUUCACACCAGACCUCUCCUGGAGGAAUCAUGCAGACAGAGUAAUCAGAAGGGCGAAGAACAACCUUGCACUGCUUAA
Molecule: messenger RNA, 1206 nt
Organism: Ceratina calcarata
Lineage: Eukaryota; Metazoa; Arthropoda; Insecta; Hymenoptera; Apidae
Exons: 2
Coding region: 1-1206 (401 amino acids)
Molecular function (GO): catalytic activity
Source: RefSeq, a predicted model, not a curated record